Molecule: messenger RNA, 2171 nt
Organism: Erigeron canadensis
Lineage: Eukaryota; Viridiplantae; Streptophyta; Magnoliopsida; Asterales; Asteraceae
Product: APO protein 3, mitochondrial
Exons: 2
Coding region: 124-1428 (434 amino acids)
Molecular function (GO): RNA binding
Source: RefSeq, a predicted model, not a curated record
UUGACCUUUCUUCUAAUAAUAAACCACGCCGCUGCCAUUCCAAUUCCGGCAACCGACCAUUCACCCCCAAUUCAAUCCGACCAUCAAUACCGAAGGUGACAAUUUCUUAUUAAAAUUCCUCAAAUGCACCGAAGAUAUAUAUCAUCAUUAUACAUAUUUAUUCAUUCUAAUUCAUUAAAAAAACUCCAAUUAAAUCCAACCCAUUUAUUAAGUUCCUCAAGAACCUUAACAGUAGACACAACAACAACAACAACAACAACAACAACAACAACAACAGCAACAACAACAAAAACUGAAUCUCUAGAUUCCGACAAUGAUUAUGAUUUGUUUGCAGACAUACCGAAACCUCCUAAGAGCAAAUCCGAAAGAAAACCAUACCCAACACCCAUGAAAAUUUUAGUCCAAAGAGCCAAGAAAGAAAGACAAGAUAGAAAGGCCCAACCUUGUAAGCUUUUAGAACAACCCCCUGAAAAUGGUCUGCUUGUUCCUGAACUGGUGGAUGUAGCCCAUCGAGUUUAUCGAGCUAGAGAAUCGAUUUUACUCGGUUUGCCUAAGCUCGUGAAUGCCGUUCCAGUUCUUCGAUGCAGACAUUGCUUUGAGGUUCAUGUUGGUGAGGUAGGUCAUGAGAUUAGGACAUGUACUGGUCCAAAGAGUGGUUUAAGAAAUGCUACCCACGUCUGGCGAAAAGGAAGAAUUCAUGAUGUAAUAUAUUUUCCCAAAUGCUUCCAUCUCUAUGACCGUGUUGGGAAGCCACGGGUUGUACAUAAUGAGAGUCGUUCAGCCAAACAACUUCCGGGCAUUGUAGAGCUCUGCAUACAGGCUGGAUUGAACCUUGAAAAGUACCCUACAAAGAGAAGAACCAGACCUGUAUAUAGCAUAGAAGGUAGAAUUGUGGAUUUUGAGUUAGACACAGAUAAAAGGAUAGGAAACUUAGACACAGAUAAAAUGAUAGAAAGCCAGAUUGAUUACAGUGCAGCUCUUUCUUUGAACACGGGCGAGUCACCUAAGGUUGAUUUAUGGGAAUUGAGCACAGUGACGCUUGAUUCCUGGUUUGAAAUGAUAUCUGGUGUGAAGAAGAUAAUGGAAAAAUACAAAGUUCAUACAUGUGGAUAUUGUCCUGAGAUUCAGGUUGGUCCCAAGGGGCAUAAGGUUAGGAAUUGCAAGGCGUCAAAACAUCAGUCUCGAAAUGGCAUGCAUGCAUGGCAAGAAGCGACAAUUUUUGAUGUGGUGGGACCCAAUUACGUUUGGCAUGUUUCUGACCCAUCGGGUCCUCCAUUGUGCAAUGAUUUGAAGAGGUAUUAUGGUAAGGCUCCUGCGUUGGUUGAGCUAUGUGUGCAAGCAGGUGCACUCGUUCCAGAACAAUACAGGAGUAUGAUGAGAUUAGAUGUUGUUCCUCCGUGUCGUGAUGAACUGGACCUUGUUGCAUAGAAGUGUCAAAAUGGGCAUAAAUGAGCAGGUUUGGUAGGCUACCUAGCUGAAGUUAACAUUCUUUUGACGGUUUCGCUGUAUGUACUUGUACUUGUAUACUUGUUCACUACUGGAUCUUGUUAUACGGCAGAUGCUCAUACAAUGCGCCACUAAUGCAUUUGGUUCUUCAGUGCUCCAGCCUUUGUUCGUUUGGUACAUCAAGCACACCAGCAUUUGUUGCUUUGAUUACUCCUGCUUUUGGAGCCUAAGGGACUACUACUUUGGGUACUGCUAGUUCUUUUUUCGGUUUUGGGUUGUCCAACAUUUGGUCAAUCAGCAUCUGCAUUCGAACUUCGAAGCAGUCAUUUGGUACUACUACCCCAGCCAUUGGGGCACAAAGCUCCCCAUUUGGUACACUUUGUUCCAUAGAUGGCUGUUUCUCUGUUCUAGAACUAAGAAUGUGUACUGUGGUGAUAGAAAGUGUUUAUUUGAAGUAAACCUUUCAUGAAAGGCACACAUGAAGUCCGGCCCAAGACUCUCGGGUAUCGCGAACCCCACUUCACCCUUGCCAACGCCAAUUGAGAUCUGGCCCAAGACUCUCGCGUAUUGCGAACUUCUAAAGGUUCAAGGUUCGAAUGUACUCUUGGAUAGAUAGCCUAUAGUUUACAUUCUAAAUGGGUUUUUGCUUUAUUAGCCAAACAUAUUAUACCAUUUUAAAAUUUUGCUUCUUAAUCAAUUAUAACCAAACCAAAAUUUAAUGCUUA